Paramecium octaurelia is the source of this 1212-nucleotide messenger RNA. Lineage: Eukaryota; Ciliophora; Oligohymenophorea; Peniculida; Parameciidae. The record is from the annotation of a GenBank genome assembly.
UUAUAUUGAGAAACGGAUAAUGAAAACAUUUAUCUUAUUAGGAUUGUUGUCCCUCACCUUUGCAGUGAGCAUUAGUAAUCAAGGCACCUUAUCAAAUCCAACCUCACGAGUGGAAAGAAUAAUGACCAAGUUUAUGCAAUUAAGUGAGAUGAGCACACAAUUUAACUUUAACAAACUUUUCGACGCUAUAGAUUAAUUGAGUGCUUAAUUAAAAGUACGUUUGUGUAGUUUAUGGUGAUAGCAAUCAGAAGUAGACGAGAACAAGCUUUUCGAUGCAGACUUUGCUUAAUAUGUUGAGGAUUAGGCCUUUUACACAGAUUUAGUCACUUUCUACACAGCAGAAGUUGCCUAACACACUGAGGAUCUGAGAUCAUUGAACAACCAUUUGGAAUCAUAUCAACAACAAUUGACAUAAAGACAAGAGGAAUUGGAUAGAACUCAAAAACAAAAAGCUUAAUUAGAAGAAACCAUUAGACAAAAUGAAAUCACCUACAAUAAAUAAAUUAGUGAUUUCAAUACAGCUAUAGAUGUUUUAGAUUAGGCCAUUCAAUUGUUGUCUGGUUUGAGAAGUACUUUAAAGCAAUAUACAUUUGAUUAGAUCCUGUAUUAAUCCAAACCGAAUAGGAUCAACUCAAGACCUUGGCUGGUAAAUUCAGUUCAAUCAAUUUGAAGAAUCACAGAGUAUUAUAUCAACCAAUCAUCGAUAUCUUCAUGUAACUCGCAUAAAAUAAGUAUGAACCUCAAAUUAUCAUUAGCUUGGCCAAUCAAGAUCUCCUCAAAAAGGUGUUGGGCAUGUUGAAUGGACUCAGAAACUCAUUAGAUGGAGGCAGAAAUGCAUUAACCAGCAAUUACAACAGUGAAAGAGCUGCUAAUUUGGAGUUGUUGGAGUCAUACACUAAGAAGAUUGAUGCAUUGGUCAAUGAAGUGAUCCCAAUGUUGUAAGAUUUGAUUGCCAAUACAAUUGGUAUUUAUUUUGUUGAUUGAACCUCAUAGAAUAGAUUAAAGUCAAAACUGAAUUAUUGAACAAUGCCUAGGCCAAUUUGGAUGAAGCAAAAGAAACCUUGUAAUUUAUUGAGGACAGAUGGGUGAAGAGAAAGGCUUAACAUGCUGCAUUGUUAGCAGAAUAUGAGAAAGAGUAAGCACUUAUUGCUUAGACGAUAACUGUUUUGCAAAGAGGUGGUGUAAGAAGAUAAUGAUUUAAAUUUUAUUUUA